Molecule: messenger RNA, 810 nt
Organism: Cladocopium goreaui
Lineage: Eukaryota; Dinophyceae; Suessiales; Symbiodiniaceae
Source: the annotation of a GenBank genome assembly
UUGGGCUCCACCCUGGUGGCAUUCAGCGCCGGUGUUCUGUGGGCCAAUGCCUUGUUGCUGCUUCGAAGUUCCCGAAGGUCCCGAAGUUCCGAACCCGAUGCCGGUGCCGUUGCAGCUGUGCUGGGAGCAUGUGGAGCAGCGCGACGUUGGGAGCAGUGCCUGGAGCUAUUGGAAGAGAUGUGCGAUCGAAGAGUCGAAAUGAAUCUCGCCUGCUACACAGAGGUGCUGGGAUGGACAGUUCAACUGGCACUGCUAGUGCAGGUUGCGAGUAUCAAGGUGUCCAUUCAACUUCCAGCCAGAGAAAAGAAGUGCUUUGGUGAGCAGGCAGCCAAAUUGGAACUUUUAGUAGUCGAGCUUAGUGCCUCUGAGGGUAGCAAGGUGGGCGUUACGGUUCUUAGUCCUCACGCGACCAUCUUCUCUGAGCACGACCGGCAGCAAGUGAAGACAGCUUUCACUACGCAAGAUGCUGGGCCACAUUGGAUCUGCAUACAGAACGACGAGGCGACAGAUGCGGAAGUUCUGUUAACAGUUUUGCUGGGUCCAGAAGCCAAAGACUAUUCGCAGAUUGCAAAGAAGGAGCAUUUGGAAGAGUCACGGGUAAUCCUGCGGAGAGUCGCAGACAGACUGGGACAUUAUCAUAGCAACCUGCUCUACAUCCGCGCGAGGGAGGAGAGGAUGAGGCGGACGAAUGACUCCACAGCUACCAGAGUUUCUUGGCUCUCGUUUCGCUCCACUGAGAACUGUGCUUCUGCGAAACACGUGAUUCUAGGCAUUUUGACAAAUACUAGGAUAGUACAAAUACACAUAUGA